Hydra vulgaris (swiftwater hydra) is the source of this 1767-nucleotide messenger RNA. RefSeq names its product neuropeptide Y receptor type 4. The record is from RefSeq and is a predicted model, not a curated record. Gene Ontology annotation, molecular function: G protein-coupled receptor activity. NCBI's taxonomy places the organism in Eukaryota, Metazoa, Cnidaria, Hydrozoa, Anthoathecata, Hydridae. Gene Ontology annotation, biological process: G protein-coupled receptor signaling pathway. Gene Ontology annotation, cellular component: plasma membrane.
UAUUUCCCUGCAAAUCUUACCACUUUCUGAUUUUUUACAUUUAAAUAUUUUUGUUAGAGCAGACACAUAAGCUAAACUGUUCCGUACAAAUGCUAACUUUAUGAGAGUUAACAUUAACUGUGUAUUAUAAAAGAAAUUAGUUAAUAAAAUGUUAAAAAAAUAUUAUUAUAUUGGUUGUUAAACUGUUAAUUAACUAAUCUAAAACAGGAAAUUACAACAUGGUUGCUUAUAUGUUUUCAAUGGUUAUCGGUAUUAUUUUUAUAGUUGAAGCAGAAUUAACUAUGGCUGCAAUGAAACCAACUAUGACUGCAAUGAUGAGCGAAUCAACUAUGGCUGCAAUAAAAAACUCCUUCAAUAAUACUUUUAUUUUAAACCAAAUAUACAUGCACGAAAGAAAUGAAAAAAACAUUGAAAAUAAUGAAACGGAUGUCUCAAACAUGUCUCUAGAAGAUAUAUGUAAAUUGCUAGGAAUACCUUUACAAAACUGUUCGUGUAACAACGGAAACAUAGAAAUGAAGGAUCUGUGCGAUUUACACAAAACUAAUAAUCAAACCGUGUAUAACUGUGACGAUCUUUUGAACAAAGUUACUGGCGUUAGCAAUAUAAUAUCAUCAACAUUGGCAUUGAUUGGCAACGUUUUUGUUAUUUGGGUUUCACUCACACAACAUAACGAGUUUACGAGGUUCAACCAGUUAGUAAUAAGCUUAGCGGUUUCUGAUUUUGUAUUUGCCUUUGUGCAACUUAUUAUGAGCGUACCUCAAACAUGGACAUGUCGUUGGGUAUAUGGUUUAGUUUUAUGUAAGAUACUUCGUGCUGCCUUGGCUGCAAGUGCCAACAUUGCAAUAGGAUUUAUUGUUAUAAUUGCAAUUGAACGUUAUAUAGGUGUGGUGCAUUUGUUUAGCUCAAUUCUAAAUCAAACUCGAUUUCAAGUCAUGAUUUGUUUAAAUAUAAUUUUUGGCAUUCUCUCAGUUGUUCCUCCUCUGAAAGUUCUUCAACUAAAAAAACUUGACUCUUGUUCGGAAGAGUGGAGCAGAGAGGGCUCGCGUAUUUACACGUGGCUUUUGUUUUUAUUUUACUAUCUUUUCCCUAUUAUUUUGAUGACUGUUCUUUAUUUAGUUAUGUUUGUGUGGUUAAGAAAGUCAUUUUUAAAAAACGAUAUUUUGAACGACAUUGCUCAAAAAUCUCGAUUUAUUAAAAACAAGAAGAUUCUCUUUAUUCUGGUUUGGAUUUUGGCUAUGUUUGCUAUACUCAUCCUUCCGAAUAAGAUAUUUUGGAUUAUAAACGAUACGUAUGGUAUAAACAAUCUUAACAGCAAAAAAACAACACGGUUUCUGACAAUCUUUUCGGAUAUUCCUUAUGGAUUUCAUGCAGCAGUCAAUCCAAUUAUUUAUUCAAUUGUCGAUCUGAGAUUUAGACAGAGAUUAAAAUUUUUACUUAGUUCUGCGGUGAGCGCUCUUAUUCAUUCUUCGACAUUGACGAUGUCGCAUAUUUCAUAUCGAACAAACACCAAAAUAGACAAUACUUUGUAUCACUCAAAUAUUGAAUUGGAAAAUACGGUGUACCAAUCAAACAUAGAGGCGGACAAUAUUUCGUAUAGAUCCCAUUUAGAACUAGACAAUAUUGUGUUCCAACCAAACAAAAAUGUGUAUAACAUAUUGCAUCAACCAAAUACAGAAUAGAACAAUUUUAAAUAAAAUUUACGAAACAUUUAAAGCAUUUGAAAAUAUAUAAAAGAUUUAAAAUGCAGUUAUAAAAAUAUUUAUGUUU